This is a messenger RNA of Dreissena polymorpha, 1926 nucleotides long. Its product is annotated as SCO-spondin-like. Bases 1 to 1926 code for a protein of 641 amino acids. The transcript is spliced from 13 exons. The record is from RefSeq and is a predicted model, not a curated record. Gene Ontology annotation, cellular component: extracellular matrix. Lineage: Eukaryota; Metazoa; Mollusca; Bivalvia; Myida; Dreissenidae.
AUGUAUAUACUACCGUUCACUGUAAGCGUGAUAGGCGACUGGGUGCUACUGGAGAGCGCUUCCGGUCUUCGCGUCAAGGCGGACCACGCUUCCACCGUCUACGUCACGUUAGACAAGUCGAAGACGGCCGAGCAUCAGGUGCGAGGGUUGUGCGGAAAUAACAACGGAGUACCAGGCAUUCCCGACGAGUUUUCCGGUACUACGAACCCUACAACGUUCGGUAACGCCUUCAAAGUGGUCAAUACCGGCGGCGUGUGCCCAGACAGUACGGCGGUCCAGAAGUACUGCCCGGAAGCGACGAGCAGGGAACGCCGGGAGGCGGAAGAGGCGUGUUCGUACAUCCGCUCAUCGGUGUUCAGCGGCUGUCACAGCCUCAUCGACGUGAACAUCUGGUACCGAAUGUGCAUGAACUACCACUGCGCGGCGGACACCCCGGAAGACAAGACCGCCGUCCGCUGCUUCUACACGGAGGCGUACGCCCGGGAGUGUUCCGGUCAGGGAGUGGUCGUCCAUUGGAGAACCGUGGCCGCCUGUCCCAAGGAAUGCCCGCCGGGCCUCGUGUACUCGGACUGCGCCUCCCCCUGCCCGGCCACGUGCCAGAGUCUCCAUCAGCCCGUCACGUGUCCCGCAGACUGUGUGACCGGAUGUCAGUGCCCGCCCGGGCGCGUGCUCCAGGACGGACGCUGCGUUGAACCGGCCGCCUGCCAGUGCGAGUACAACCAUAUCCGGUUUAACAACACUGCCGUCAUACAGAUCGGGUGUAAUAAGUGCAAGUGUUACAUGGGCAAAUGGCAAUGCACGGAUGACAAGUGCAGUUCCUCGUGCGACUACUACGGAAUGUCGCACGUGAAAACAUUCGACGGUCUAGAGUACGAAUUCGAGGCGGCCCCUUGCACCUAUGAUCUAGUGCAGCCUGCCUCUGAGGCGAUUAAGGCCGACCCUCGGGCAAACCUUGUCAUCCGAGCCCUUCACGAGGAUUGUGGGACAUACAUGGCGGGUCGCAACUGCAUCGCAGGCGUCCGAGUGGAGACCCAGGGGGAAUCCGUCGUCAUACAAGGUGGCAGUGUCCAGGUGAACGGUCAAGAUUACACGGCCUACAUUCAGGACAAGCCCUAUCUCUCCCACCACCUGUACGUCAAGCAGGUCACCUCUCUCUUCAAGCUCGUGCGGGGGUUCGGCUUCCGGGUACUGUACGGACAGCGGCGGAUAUACGUCAGCGUGGAGUCUUUCUACGACAACAAGAUUCAAGGCCUGUGCGGCAAGUUCAACUACGUUACGAAUGACGACUGGAUGGCGCCGAACGGGAUCACGGAAAAUAAAGCGGGGGCGUUCGUGUCGCACUACAUGACCCCGCCCAACUGUGCCCGCCAGACGGAACGACCCGCCUUCCCCGACUGUCCCAUACUGAAAUUGCAAUACGCCAAGGAGAUUUGUGAGCCGGUGCGUGACGCAACGUCGCUAUGGAAACGCUGCCGUGACCUGCUCGACUUCAACGUCUACUACCAACAGUGCCUGAGUGACGUCUGCUCCGUGAACUCGUUGGACGUCAGCGCUCCCGCGUGCGUCAUCCUGUCGGUGGUGGCGCGAGAGUGCGCUCUUCUGGGAGCGGAAAUCGACGACUGGAGUGGGCAUGCCAGUAUACGCGGAAAGUGUGACGAUCUGACCCGCUGUGGCUCUUCCGGCGGUUCCGUCUACAGCGAGUGUAGCUCGUCCUGUCAAGGUCACUGUCGAGACAAGGAGGUGGCAGACACUUCCUGUAAAGAAGAAUGCGUCGCCGGAUGCACGUGUCCGCCCGGUCAAAUAAUGGACGACAACGGGGAUUGCGUGCGACUCGGUCAAUGCACGUGCUACGACAAAUACGCGCCGGACGGUGACCGUAUCCGGAAGGCUGGUGACGUCAUAGAAAGGAAUUGCCAACGAUGGUGA